AUGAGCGAAAGGUAUGACAUUGUAGUUGUUGGUGCCGGCUGGUUCGGCCUCGCCGCCGCCAAAGCAUAUCUCGAGAUGUAUCCCACGGAGAAGAUGACCGUCUUCGAGAGUGCCGACACCUGUGGCGGCACGUGGGGACAAGCUCGACUCUACCCGGGAUUGAAGUCCAACAACAUGAUCGGAACCUACGAGUAUCCUGACUUCCCCAUGUCCGAGGAAAUCUACGGCGUGGGCCCGUUCCAGCACAUCCCAGGAGCCGUCUUACACCGUUAUCUAACAGACUACGCCAAACACUUUGGUGUAUUUGAGCGGAUUCAAUUCAAUACCAGUGUCGAGAAGAUAGCGCCGAGUAGUUCCAAUGGCUGGACCAUUACCCUUCCCAGGGCUAAAGGAUCUCGGAUUAUCGAAACAGCAAAAUUAAUCCUAGCGACAGGUUUGACGUCUUCUCCAAACAUGCCUCAGUAUCCUGGGUCGGAAUCGUUUGGUGCACCCUUAUUCCACGCAAAGGACUUUUGCAAGCAGGCUCCCCACUUGGGCAAAGUGAACAAUGCUGUGGUGGUGGGUGGCGCCAAGUCAGCGUUCGAUGUAGCAUAUGCCAUGGUCGAGGAUGGUGCAACUGUCGAUCUAGUUGUGCGCCCGGACGGCCAUGGGCCCGUGUGGAUCGCUCCGAUGUUUGUUACACCUUUCAAGAAGCGGCUCGACCAGUUGUUACAUCUGCGAUGGAUGACUUGGUUCAGCCCUUGUCCAUGGGGAGGCGAGGACGGGUUCCCCACAAUCCGGAACUUCCUGCACGGUACGUUCAUCGGACGAUGGCUAGUCAACACAUUCUGGAAAGUCCUCAGCAACGAUGUAUUGACACUGAACGGCUACGACAACCACCCAGAGCUGAAGAAGCUCAAACCCUGGCACUCGGCUUUCUGGAUUGGCAGCGGACUCAGCAUCCAAAAUUACGACACGUCUCUAUUCGACAUGGUGCGGCAAGGCAAAAUCCGCGUCCACGUUGAAAACAUCAACCAUCUGGAGCCCAAGGCCGUCGUGCUUGCGUCUGGGACCAAGCUCGAAACCGACGUAAUCGUCUGCUCGACGGGAUGGAAAAAGGAGUCUGGUUUGAAAUUCGACGGGUUGGACGAAUAUGCGCUUGGGUUGAAAUACAGCAAGGCCGAGAAGGAAAUGCUCAACAGAGAAGCCGACGAGAAAGUACUCGAGAUGUUUCCCCGCCUGAGAGACCAGCCUCAACUCAAUUGCGAGCCCAAGAAAGGCGAUCCCCUACGGUUAUAUCGAUUCAUGAUCCCGCCGACCAUGAUCGGAGCGAAGAACAUCGCCUUCGCAGGCAUGGUGUCGACCGUGAGCACAUCCAUCUGCGCCAGCGUCCAAGGGCUCUGGAUCUCGCUGUACCUGCACGGCAAGAUCGAUCGGCUCGCACAGACCGAACAGGAGGUCACUGAAGAAGUCAUGCUGCACACCCAAUGGGGCAAAUGGCGGUAUCCGUGUGGAUAUGGCGCCACGCUGCCGGACUUCGUGUUCGAGGCUCUCCCGUACAUGGAUCUUCUGCUUGGCGAUAUGAAGCUGAAGAACCAUAGGAAAAACUCGUGGCUCGCCGAGAUCAGCACCCCUUAUUCUCCUAGAGACUUCAAGGGCUUGUUGGAUGAGUGGAAGGUGAGUCAUUCGCAGGCCAGAUAG
This is a messenger RNA of Exophiala aquamarina CBS 119918, 1680 nucleotides long. RefSeq lists its product as uncharacterized. NCBI's taxonomy places the organism in Eukaryota, Fungi, Ascomycota, Eurotiomycetes, Chaetothyriales, Herpotrichiellaceae. The transcript has 2 exons. Gene Ontology annotation, molecular function: flavin adenine dinucleotide binding; NADP binding. Bases 1 to 1680 code for a protein of 559 amino acids. The record is from RefSeq and is a predicted model, not a curated record.